GUGGCCAGACGGUGCAAACCCAUCUCUCUGAAGGUGUUAUGGAGGGCGAAAAAAAGGGAGUGCAGCAACUCCUUCAACAUCUUUUCUGUUGCUACUUUGACUCUGAGUGAUUUUAGGGCUGCGCAAUGACAGUUUUGACGAUGCCAAAAUUCUGCAUGUCUAUGGUUUGGGUCUCAAUUCAAUUGUUCUUUGAAGCAAGUGUGCAGGAGAAUCAUCUUGCCAAGCUGAGCCUCUCUUCCUGCAGCCGUCCAUUGGGCCUACUUUUCCUAUUCUGUUUUUUGACUUUUGGGUCUACUCGUCUGCAGCAAGUGCGGUAUGCACAAACGACUUCACGGACAGAGACACCAGGGCCAUACCUGUUGACAAAGGUAUCCAGGCCUGUGACCGCAGAGAAGAUUGGCAGUGCUAUAAGAUCAGCAGAAGGACAGAUCUCAGCAAAGGACGAGCUCUACGUGCAUGAUCGCGAGAAAACGGGCCACCUGGACAAAUUGUCCGAUGUGACAGAGUCAGAAUUGAAUUCCGACAAAGUGCUGUACGUGAUCGCUGUUAAAGGCGAAGACCGUCGUGAUGCGAUCGAGGCGCCGGCUUUCCGUUAUGCACAGCACAGUCCCUCAUCAUACGACCACCGAACAUGGCCAAGAGAGCAGGGUCUGAAUAGAGCCAACAACAGCCGUCGGACAGUCAAUGGGCAUGUCGUGGAGCCUAUCUUCCUCUGCUAUAGGCCCGCUUAUGCUGCAGGCAUGCCGGCCUCCUUAGGACAUCAAGUGUUCGGUCAUUUUGUUGACGAUCUCAGCAUAGACGAGUGGAACAAGCGCGAUUGUGCAUUUGUGAAGGAUCUGUGCACGCGGAGCCUGCUGACGUAUUCUGACGAGGGCAGCCGCCAGGCAAUGCUCGAAAAAAUGUUCUCUCUGUAUCUGAGCAGGGACUGCGGGCCUUACAAAGAGUUUUCAGACUCGCAGGCUGAAACAGUUGGCUUCAUUGGCGUACGAGAUAAGAAGACGCCAGCGUGCUACGCCAUCUACGAGUACGAGAAUGAGAUUGGUGCUACAAAUACGGACAAGUGGUUUCAGGGGCAAGCGUACCAUCAACUAUUCUGGAGGGAGUUCAUGUCGUCCACGGCGUUCAACGGCAGCUCAUGCCCCAGCUUCCUCAUUGAAGUGUUGGGGCCCUAUCUCAGGGUGAGCGCGAUGAUGCUGUUGGGCAACGGCGACGAGGCGAAGGUGCAUUCCAUGCCGCUGACCGAACAUCUACUGCUGGCCGUGCUUCCGUACGAACAGCAGAAACUGCACCUGCUGCGUGUCAUGUGCGCCCUCCGGAAGGGUAUCGUUCGACUGGAGGAGUUUUACACGGGCUUGUAUCAGAAGCCGAGAAUCUCCGACCGGUUGCGUGGUCUCAAGAUGUCGGCACCGUACCCGUUCUGGGAUGGCGAGCUGGCUGACAGAUUUGUGCCGGACCCUAAUCAAAGCGACCCGUUGCGCAAGAAGCCGCUGCUCUACACUGGACGUUUGGAUGGACGUCCGGUCGUCGUCAAGUUCACACAGCGCUACGGCCUCAAGGUGCAUCUGCGGUGGGCGGCGGCUGGCUUUGCGCCCAACUUGCUGCCGGAGACCCGGAAACUGCCUGGCGGGUGGUACAUGGUCGUGAUGGACCUGCUCGUCCCCGAGGAGUGGGUGCCGUUGUGCGAGGUUUCUUCGGACCUUCAGGAGGGCGCUCGGGAAUGGGCGCUCGCAACGCUGACAAAAGCGCAUGACUUGGAGGUCGAACCAGAGGAUGGGAGUGAGGAAGGGGCCAAGGGUGUCCAUGGAGACAUGCGCCACAACAAUGUGAUGGUCAACACGAUGGACUCGAAGGUGAUGUUUGUGGACUUCGAUUGGGCGGGAGUGGCAGGCCGGCAGCGGUACCCGCCGUACAUGAACCACGUCAACAUCGGUUGGCCGCAGGGUGCCGAGGACAACAGUGUCAUGCAGCAGGCGCACGACACCGCGGCACUGAAGAAGGAAGGCUUGUCUCCGUCACACUAUAACUGGAUACCAGCUGUAUAGCCUCGACACGAACAGGUAGCCGAUGGAGAACGCUAGGAUCGAUCAUAGUCAAAAGUAGAGUGUCUAAUUUUGCACGCAAAGUGACCAUGCGGCGCUUCUCGUCUGAUCAAAGAAGUCUUUGCAAAGCCGCACAUAAAUCAUGCUAAGUUGCUUCAAUUCAUACUUCGAGCGUUCGUACUUCGAGCCGCCGACUCAAUGACUAUGGCUUCAUUUCCGACAUCUGAUCGAGUCACCAUUUCCGAGG
Molecule: messenger RNA, 2286 nt
Organism: Klebsormidium nitens
Lineage: Eukaryota; Viridiplantae; Streptophyta; Klebsormidiophyceae; Klebsormidiales; Klebsormidiaceae
Source: the annotation of a GenBank genome assembly